AUGAGCAAGCUGACAUGUGGUACCGUGCUUGUAUGGAGCCUCUGUGUCAUCGCAGAUGACGGCACUGGUGCAAAGAGUGCUUCAUCGUCCGAGCGCAAUGAAGAGGAUGGCGAGGCAGACUCAGACACAUCGGCCUCAGCCUCACCCGAAGAAUCCGGCGAACCUGCCACUGGAGGGAAGACGGCCGGCGAUGGGUGUGCGGGAACCGCUUCACCCAAAGCAGACGGGCGCGAAAGUCGGGGCGCGGGGGAGACGGAUGUGUAUCGGGGCGAAGGCCGAGGACAUGUGGACGGGCAUGUGCACCGCGCAUGCCCGACCCCAGUGGACACCGACGGCCAUGACGUGCGCAUCUCGAGCCGGGUUCUAGAGCAACUCAUCCGGGCUCAGGACAGGAGCGCCAAGGAGAACGCGCGGUUGGAGGCGCUGUUUUUGAAUGCAAUGGCGGAGCGUUCUGGUGGAUCUCGUAAGCGUAAGGCUCGGAAGCAGAGAGACCCGGAGCAGGGGUGCUUGAACCCGAAGCAUAAGCGUGGCGAGACAUGGAGCGGCGGGUCGGACGAUGACGGAGAGGACGACGAGGAAGAUACGCAUGGUUCUGGUGGUCGUCAUAUGCGUACUGCAAAGUCUCCUAUUCUGCAACGCGCGUUGGCGCAUCUGCCGACAGAUAAGGCGUGGAAGCAGGUGUGCGAGCUGGCCAGAGUUCACUUGUUUCUCAACAGGCCCACGUCGUCGAUGACCUUCUACCCGAGCAGCGACGAUAAGACUCACGGAGUGUGCGCGGUGCUGGACCGCCUGCCUCACAGCUUCGCCUGUUUGGCGUUGGCGGCUGACAAGUCGCGACGGGCGGAUCUCAACAAGACGCUGUCGGAGUGGAAGACAAGGGCUGCCGCUCGCGUGCGAGACAUUGCACUUCCCAAGCUCGGCCUGUUCCGGGACGACAGGGACGCAUCCAGCCCGUGGGCACCUGAAAAGGAGCGUAGUAUCGACAAGAUAAGGGAGCGCAUUGGGCUUGGCGCUGACCCCCCUGAAACUCUAGUGCUGACCAGCUGGGCACACGACAGGGAUGGCAUGCCGUUUGCCUCCCGGGCGUUCGCGACAUGUGCGAAGGCUGCCUUCAAGACGAAGAAGGCAGGGCUGGUGAUGACCCUUAAGGUCUCCGACUGCGUCCUCUACUGGGAGGCGCGGAAAGGCCGGCUCUCCAGCUCGGCGGGCGGGAACGCCCACGUGGUGGAUGGGCUCAAGGUCCUGGUCAAGGAGGCCGUGGAGAGGGCGAUCCGUAUCCGCAACCCCGAGUAUGACGCGGAGCGCGAAGCGUGGAUUUGGGGGCGCCAUGGCCUGCGCAUCUCUGCGUGCGGCCUGGAGCACAUGAAGCCCGCGGCCACCACCAAGCUGCAAGGCAUCGUAGGGGAUGACGACCUUUCGGCGUCACUUGGUGAUGAACUGUCUCUCCUUGCCGUCGCCCUUCUUGCUGCCGCCCCUCUUCAACUCUCCUUGCCGUCGCCCUUCUUGUUGCCGCCCCUCUUCAACUCUCCUUGCCGUCGCCCUUCUUGCUGCCGCCCCUCUUCAACUUUCCUUGCCGUCGCCCUUCUUGCUGCCGCCCCUCUUCAACUCUCCUUGCCGUCGCCCUUCUUGCUGCCGCCCCUCUUCAACUCUCCUUGCCGUCGCCCUUCUUGCUGCCGCCCCUCUUCAACUCUCCUUGCCGUCGCCCUUCUUGCUGCCGCCCCUCUUCAACUCUCCAUUCCGUCUCCCUUCUUGCUGCCGCCCCUCUUCAACUCUCCUUUCUGUCGCCCUUCUUGCUGCCGCCCCUCUUCAACUCUCCUUGCCGUCGCCCUUCUUGCUGCCGCCCCUCUUCAUCUCUCCUUGCUCGCCCUUUUGCAGGCGUGA
Molecule: messenger RNA, 1881 nt
Organism: Closterium sp. NIES-65
Lineage: Eukaryota; Viridiplantae; Streptophyta; Zygnematophyceae; Desmidiales; Closteriaceae
Source: the annotation of a GenBank genome assembly